UUCAACUAAUUCAGAAAUCAAAUAAAAAUUUUUCAAAGAAUAAUUCUUUUAAAUAAGAAAUUAAAAAUAUCUAAACACAAACACAAAAAGAUCUAAACGCUAUAAAAAUGAAUUUGCGUCAAAUCUUCUUUGCUCUCUUGAUUGUACUUAUGGCUACUAUCGUAACAGCCUCUCCUUUGAAUUUAGAUCAAUUAAUUAAGAGAAAAAAUGCUCAAAAAGACGAAAGUCCAUCGAAAGAAAAAGACGGCAAAGUCAGGGCUACGUUUGCACCUAAAAAAGGCGGAGGUAAAGGUGGAAUAACAGGCAGCUCCUAGUUUAUUCAUCAUCAUAUUUUGUAUAUUAGAAACUUUUUAUCAAGCAUUAUUCAUUCUCACUUAUUUAGCAUUGUUUCAAAGCAUGAUAUCAAUAAUUGAUCGCAUUAUUAUAAAUUAUAGAAUACUUCAUAUAAAAAAAAAAGUUUACAUAUAUAGUUAGUCAUAAA
Rhizophagus irregularis DAOM 181602=DAOM 197198 is the source of this 481-nucleotide messenger RNA. RefSeq lists its product as uncharacterized. The record is from RefSeq and is a predicted model, not a curated record. NCBI's taxonomy places the organism in Eukaryota, Fungi, Glomeromycota, Glomeromycetes, Glomerales, Glomeraceae.